Molecule: messenger RNA, 513 nt
Organism: Solanum stenotomum
Lineage: Eukaryota; Viridiplantae; Streptophyta; Magnoliopsida; Solanales; Solanaceae
Exons: 2
Coding region: 1-513 (170 amino acids)
Source: RefSeq, a predicted model, not a curated record
AUGGCCCCUUACGAAGCAUUAUACGGGAGAAAGUGUAGGUCCCCAAUCAGUUGGUUUGAGCUCGGGGAAGCAGAUUUUCUAGGUCCCAAUCUAGUUCAACAAGCGAUUGAAAAGGUUAAGCUUAUUAUAGAUUGGCUUCAUACAGUACAAUGUCGACAGAAAUCUUAUGCAGAUGUUCGCCGACGGAACUUAGAGUUUGAGAUUGGUAGAGUGGCAUACGAGCUUGAUUUGCCUUCAGAAUUGGAAGCAGUUUAUCCUAUAUUUCAUGUUUCUAUGUUGCGGAAGUGCAUUGGAGAUCCUUCACGUAUUAUGCCCAUUGAAAAUAUUUGUAUCGCUGAGGAUUUAUCUUAUUCAGAGGUACCAAUAGCGAUUUUAGACCGGCAAGUAAGAAAGUUUCGAAAUAAAGAUACAGCUUCUGUGAAAGUGUUAUGGAGAAAUAACAACGUCGAGGAAAUGACUUGGGAAGCAGAAGAGGAAAUGAGGAAUGAGUACCCCCAACUGUUUACGACUUAA